Molecule: messenger RNA, 2204 nt
Organism: Vollenhovia emeryi
Lineage: Eukaryota; Metazoa; Arthropoda; Insecta; Hymenoptera; Formicidae
Gene: Rlip
Product: ralA-binding protein 1
Exons: 9
Coding region: 72-2021 (649 amino acids)
Biological process (GO): small GTPase-mediated signal transduction
Molecular function (GO): GTPase activator activity; small GTPase binding
Source: RefSeq, a predicted model, not a curated record
UACCUCGACUACCUCGAGUUGUUGGCACACGGGCAGGUGUCAAAUUGUAUGUCAAAUGCACACAAAGGAGAAUGGACUUCGAGAGCCCGGACGUUGAGAAGGAAUUUCCCGGGUUGUACGCGUCCGAAUCGGCGAGGAAGAGUAAUGAGAGCGACUUCAGCGACGAGGGCAGCCACGACAAGCAUUCCAAGAAGGAGCUCCUGGGCGGCAAGCGCAAGGACAAGAAGGACAGGAAGGACAGAGGUUACGCGACCCUAGAGGGUGAGAGUUCGCCGGACGAGGAUCAGGAAACCAAAAGUCCUUCGAAGUCGAAAAAGACCAAAGCCUUUAAAUUUCCAUCUAAAAAGGAGAAACGGGAAAAAUCAAGGGAGAAGGAGGUGAAGGAAAAGGACGCUGAGAAGGAGAAGGAUAAGAAGAAGAAGGAAAAGGAUGAGAAGGAUGUAGAUAAGGAAAAGCGGAAGGACAAGGAUAAAGACAAAUCCAAGCAGAAACUAAAGGAUCGGAAGAAAGGGAAACAUGAGGGAUUGGAUAUUGGCGAGGAACAACCGAUUUUUGGCAUCAGUCUUCACCUAGCGAUUGAGAGAAGUUGUUGCCAUGACGGAGUCAAAUUACCCUUGGUGGUACGCGAUUGCAUAGAUUACGUGGAAGAGCAUGGGAUGAACGUAGAGGGCCUGUACAAAGUCCCUGGGGUGAAAUCAAAGGUUCAACACUUGAAAAAAUUGUAUAAUAACCGGGAGCCGGUGAAUAUAUCUGAGUUUGAACCCACGGUAGCUACGAGCUUAUUGAUACUCUUUCUUAGAGAGCUGCCAGAGUCCGUCCUGGAGAACAGCGAAACGAUAUCGCGCUUCGAGCAGGCCGCGUCAACCAAGGAUGUUGCGCAGCGGGAGGCACAAAUGGCUCAGCUAGCGCAGCAAUUGCCGGAAUGCAACAGGAUUCUCUUGGCAUGGGUUACGUUACACUUGGACAAUGUUACGGCGCGAGAGAAAACAACAAAGAUGAAUGCACAGACGAUCUCGAUGACAUUAAGUCCGGUUCUACAAAUGAGUCACAGAUUGCUGUUGGCUCUAUUGUUCCACUGCAAGGCUUUGUUCCCAAAUAUACAAUUGACAAAGUAUGUACCACCGUUAUCAUCCGGCAGUACCAGUCUGCCAGAUUCCGUAGAGGGUAUAGCUGCAGAGCUGUCCAAGCAGGAGUCGUUACUUUCCCAAAUUCACAUGCAGAUGAAUGCCGGUUUUGUAACGAAAUCUCGCGAGGAACAAUUGUGGGAGGUGCAACGAAUGAUAACGCAAUUAAAGAGAAAAUGUAAAACUGUUCAAAAAUUGGAAGGCGCUACACAAAAGAGUCUGGACGAAGAAAUAAAGUCAGCCGAUAGUAUUCCAAUAGAAUCUAUCUCGCAGAAGCCAAAGACUGUGGACGAAGAUCCCGCGCAGGUGAUACCCGGUGAUGCUCAACCGUCAACUAACCCGGCGUUGAUAAAAAAAGACAGCAAACUGCAUAAUGUAGAAGAGGCAAAAGAGAAGUGCUCUUGCUCGGCAGGCGCCAGUGCGAAUGUUACGCAAAAUGAACAAAGUGUAAAUGCGCAAGAGAAAGAUACGGUUGACUCCGCGGGUGAGGUUGCAACGGUUACGCCGCAAGAAUCUGAGAAUGUAACACCGAAUGAAAAAACAAACGACCCCGAAGAGGAGGAUGUCAUAGAUAAAUUGCGAGAAAAGCUGAUCCACGAGGAACUGUUGAACAUGCAAGCAUUACUCAAGUCGCGCAUAAAUCAGGAGAGGAAUGAAAUCAGACGAUUGACGGAGACGCUGUCGGAGUGCGGGACGAAAGAAGAAAAGAAGAAACCUAAAGAGAGAAUACAUUCUCCUAAUGAAGCUGAAAUGACCGCCAUGAUACAGCUAGUCAAAGAGAAUCAGUUACUCGAGAAGAAGAUGACGACGUUGAUACGUAGCAUUAUCGAGGAGAAAGACGCUUGUGUGGAGCUACGUGUCCAGCUGGCAGUGCACCAGCUAAUGGCCAAGACUUGACCACAGACCUCCUAGCAAUCGCAUCGGAAUUACAAUAUCUCUAUGCUAUAAAGAUACGAUCUGACAUUACGUUUUUGCACAUAAUGACCAUAUAUAGUUUAUAACAUGUUACAAUUAUCACAUGUACCAUCAACUCGUUCGAUCCUCCCGUGAAGUAAUAAAAUAUACAAAGUGCAACCGAAA